Molecule: messenger RNA, 1869 nt
Organism: Paralichthys olivaceus (Japanese flounder)
Lineage: Eukaryota; Metazoa; Chordata; Actinopteri; Pleuronectiformes; Paralichthyidae
Product: cilia- and flagella-associated protein 100
Source: RefSeq, a predicted model, not a curated record
CAAAAAGCAGCCGAUGUGUUCACUGAUCUUUAUCAGGGGCAAAAUUAAACAGUGAGCCAGUUGCCAGAAGAAACCUCAGAGAUGUCGUCACCACAAGCCAAGAGGCCAGAGGUUUCUCUGUGUGAUGCUGUUUCAGAAAGUGAAAGUGCUGCCAAACCACACAAACAAGACAUGAGGAGGAGGAGGGAGACACGACCAAGCCCAUUCAAAGUGCCAGAUGACAACAGCAUUUUUCUACUGAGUGCAAAUGAAAAAGAGGACCAGAAAGAGGAGAUACGUAAAUUCCUGGCUCUGCCAAUUGAUAAGAAGACGACCCACGCUGCGCGAAUGAUGGCCAAGAUAAAGAAAGAGCUGGUGGGAGAACUGGAGGAGGAGGAGGAGGAGGAGGAGGAGGAGGAGGAAAGGCAGAAGAUGAAGAAUCUAAAACAAAUAAAGGCUAAACCAACUUUCCUAAAGCAAACACCAGGCAGACAGGAGCUGAAGAUCGCCAUGAUGAAACGAGAAAACAUUUCAAAAGACAGCAAACAUGACCUGAUCUUCAUGGAACGACAGAAGGCAGUGUUGGAGUUAUCUCUGAUGACAAAGAGGAAUGAGAUUUUGAAGAUGGACAAGGCCAUAGCGAAGGAGAACAGGCAGCUGAAACAGCUUGAAAAGAUCAUUGAGAGAGACAACCUCAGCUUUGAAGACUUCCUCAGGGAGAACGAGAAGAAGUCUGUGGAGGCCAGAACCUUUUUUGAACGAGAGGCCAAGUCCAAACAGGAGAAGAACUCUGAGAUCAAGAAACUGACUGCUGAAAUAGGGACCAUAAAAAGUGAACUCAUCAAGUUUGAAGAAAUCCUGGUGGACCACAAGAGGUACAAGGAGCUGCUGUUCAAACUGUCUCCUCCAGAGUGGCAGGAGGCCCAGAGAGUGAAGGCUGCGAAAACUAAAGUCCUGUCUGACAAAGACACACGGGACAAACAGGAGCUGAAGGACUCUGCAACUAGGAACGGUUUGGAGGGUGACGUGUCAAGUUCAGGUAGAGAGCUGCCAUCCGUCAGAGCGAUGAAGUUGUCGUCAGCCCACAGCGACACACUGAUCGCAAAUCCCGAUCAGGAUGGUGAUAGCUCAGAGUAUGAGGAUGAGCCAGAGCUGUACUUCUCUGAUCCCCAACAGCUCUUAGAUCUGGUGACUGAGCUGACGGAGCAGAACUUGUCCCUGAUCCAGAACUCGACAAGGGUGGAGGAGAUGGUGGAGGAGCUCCGACAGUCUAUGGUCACAGCCAGGGAGAAGAUUGAAAAGGAUGAAGAGCAGCUAACACUGCAGAUCAAUUACAUCCACCAGAGAAUCAACAAAGAGAAGGAGAGAGGCAACAGGCUCAAACAUAAGGUUCAGCUUCAUGUGUCAUUGAACACUGAGGACCAGGAUGUGAUGCUGAAUGCUCUUGGCGAGAAGGUAGCAGAGGUGCAUCGCAGCUGUGUGGACGACAGGAUGACCAACCUUAGCACCUUGGAAAAGCUGGCCACUAUUGAGAACCAUCUGUCUGUACUGCUGCAGAGCAUCGAGAGCAUCCCUGAAGAAAGCUUGGCCAUGAUGAAGAAGAUAAAGGACAGCGAGAGGAGGACCAGGGAGCGUGAAGAAAAACUGAUAGAGCAGAGAGAGAAGCAGAAAGAAAGGAUGAGGAGGUAUAUGGAGCGAUCCCUCGCUGACUCCAAGAAAAUAAGUGGGAGAAAGCUCAUGCCUAGAUGUAUGCCUGUUACCCAGAAAGUCAAAGUCAGCAACGUGGACAACAUCCCCGCUGAGGACGAGCUCCAUGCCUACCUCUUCACUGCUGAGGAGUGAGGAGUCAAAUGUGAUGAAGACAUAGAAUGACUACAUCCACAGAAUCAA